This is a messenger RNA of Oreochromis aureus, 4496 nucleotides long. RefSeq names its product transmembrane protein 100-like. The coding region runs from base 1986 to 2462 and encodes 158 amino acids. The record is from RefSeq and is a predicted model, not a curated record. The transcript has 4 exons. NCBI's taxonomy places the organism in Eukaryota, Metazoa, Chordata, Actinopteri, Cichliformes, Cichlidae. Gene Ontology annotation, biological process: cellular response to BMP stimulus.
GAACUUUCCCUUUCUCCUAAUGUGGGCUGCACCUGCAGGGAGGCUGCUUCACAUGAACCUGCUGUUCCAGAUGUUGACCUGCAGACUUCCAUGAGGUCAGAACCACAACCACCUGCUGACAGCCAAUCACGUAACACGCUUACUAACUUUGAAAAGAAGUAAACCUGCACCGGUGUGGUCUGUCGCUCCCUCAGGGUUUCUGAAAAUGCCGAGGAUUAAAAAACAACAACAACAAAGCAGUGCCAAAAACUCUGAGGCCUGUACACUGUUAAUCAAACAUAUUAUUUCUUACUGCCUCACAGAACUUUUAUGUGGGAAUACUACUUUAUUUUAAUUAAUACUUUAUUUUAAGGAAAAUUACAGUUUCCUUUAAAACACAUUAUUUAACAUAAUUUUGGUUUAGUCUUGCAGCAAAUGAGCUGAACAUGAAAUAAAACAGUCCAGACUUCAGAAUAAUCACUAUCAAUUUCCUAUCGGCUGAAGAAGUUCAAAAUCUUAAUAAAUAAUAAUCAAGUAUGUAGAUGGAAGUAGGUGUAAAGUUAUUAUGGCAGCUGUGGCAUAAACCACCUAAUCCAUUUGUUAAGCACUGUGAAUAAAUAAAUAAUUGCUGUAUUAAAAAUGUAACGUUGGUGGAUACGAAGUUAACAUCUUGUAAAUAAAAUGCAAUCAGUGUUCAAACUAGCACUGAAUGAAACGUGCAGUCAUCCACAGCUAGCUGUCAGCUAGCUGACUAACGGCAUCCAUGUUAGGUCGUUAUCUUUGCUUUGUGCCACCAAAUGAUGAUUGGCCCACAUUAGCAUUUAGGAUUAUGUUACGUACGGAGGAAAUAUGGCAUGCUAGCAAGUAGCAUUCCUUUAGUUUCUAUUCACACAGACAUAAUUUUGUUAGCAAUUAUGUUAGCAAGCAAGCUGAGGCUGAAGAGAAGCUAGCUAUAACGUAGCUAAACUGCAUAAAUCUGGUGAUGGUUAGCGUGUAACACUACUAAGUUAAAAGAUUAGCCCAAGGAGCUUGGAUGAAUUAGCCAACCUUAUCUAAAACAGGACUUUUUCCUACGUGAGAUAGUUUGUCCGCAUUAACAGGAACGUUAGUGAUAGCUAAGACUGUUCCGCUUCUGAAACUAACUAAUGAGAUCUCCAUAAAUCCACUGAACAUCACUUUAUUUAAUUUAGCUUACUUGAUACCCAACAUAGCAGCUAGCAGGCUGACCUUAGCUUGCUCUCCAUCGCUGUCUGUGUGAAUGCACAUCAGUUCAUAGUGUUGUCCUCUUGUGGAGUCUGUGCUGUUGGUGAUGUUUGCGAUCACUGGAUUGCAUUUUAAAGCUAACGUUAGCAGUGUUGCUCACUGUUGUAAGGCCUUUGGGAGCACAAACACUGCAUUCUUUGCAUUCUUCACAUAAACACAGAAACACACACAAUUAAAAUAUUAAAGUUGAAUAAGUGACUGAGUUUGAGCAUUUCAGGCCCUUUGGUCAUGUUUGGACGAGUGGACGUGAGUCUGCUCAGACGGUAAACAAAGUUCAGCUGAUUGGUCCCAGAUGUUGACAUGAGUUUGCAGCUGCAGCACGGAGGCUUCCUCUGGGACCAGAGCAGAAACACAACCCUGAAUGUUCACAUGCGAGCUCCCGCUCUCACUGCCGAUGUGGAGGAGCUUUAACUCGUCGGGGUGAACGCCGGCCGGGGCAGAGGUGCUCUGGAGGAGUCUGGAGUCCCACUCUUCAGACCUGGAAGCUACGUCUUAACCCUUGUCUGAUCCUGGCAGUGCUGCUUCACGUGACACGUUUAGGGCUCAUCUGUAGCUGGACACACAUGACCUGUCCAAACAGGCUCUGCACAGUGAGGACGAUGCAGAGCAGCGAGCCAGAGGAGGCUCCACGCCGAGGAGACCCCGACCCGCUCAGACUCGAACCGGCGCUCUGAGGGAUGGACGGCUGCUCGCUGACACACUAGCUGUUCUCUGAUUGGCUGAUCCCUGACACCUGCAUCAAGAUGGCUCACCUGUUCCUCGCCAGCAAGAUCACAAUGCCCGAUGACCUCCACGGCAAAGGCGGUGGUGGCAGGGUUCCCCGGAGCGCCAUGAAGGUGCCGCCGUCCAUCUCCGCCGAGAAGCUGAGCCGGGACAAGCCCAGGAGGGAUCGUAGGGUCGUCGUGACGACGCACGUCCCGCACGUUAACGAAGUCCAGCUUACAGCGGCGACGGGUGGCGCCGAGAUGUCCUGCUACCGCUGCACCAUCCCGUUCGGCGUGGUGGUCCUCAUCGCCGGCAUCGUGGUGACGGCGGUGGCCUACACCUUCAACUCCCACGGGUCCACCAUCACGGUGCUGGGACUGGUGCUGCUGUCUGUCGGGCUGGGGCUGCUGGGCGCCAGCGCCAUCUGCUGGAAGGUCCGACAGAAGAAGAAGAAGGACAAGCGACGGGAGAGCCAGACCGCCCUCAUGGCGAGCCACGGGUACUGCGUGGUCUGAGCUCAGACCGCUGAAGCGAAUAACAACACAAACUAACAGGAAGUGAGACGCUUUACAAACUGCAGAGACCUCGCUGUGCCGUUUCCUCCUGCAGCUGACGCGAGGACGACCGCAGAUGUUAAAGUGAGACGAGCAGAGCGAAGGACGCGUCUCGGACAAAAUAAUAAUAAUGAUGGAGACGCCUUCAUCAGCUGGAGCUGUUGGAUGAGGAAAAGCUUGCUUUAGUGCUGACACAAAGAGAUAAAUAACAAAAUAACACGUCAUUAAUUUCACAAAUAUGUUGAUAAUCCAAUAAUUUUGUUCAUUUUUCAAGCAAAAAUUCAGAAUAUUUUCAGGUCCCAGCUCCUCAAAUCUGCCCGAUUUCUCUGAUUUAUCUAUCGUUGAGGUUGUGGAGUACCAACAUGUGAACCUCCAAACACCCACCCUGCACUGGGGGCCCAUCUCGGUGUUAGGAUUAGAGGAGCUCUGAGCCCGGACAGGCGACCCGGUGGGUGCUCAGAGGUCUGGGUAACAAAAUCAAAGCCCCUCAGGUCCUCUUCCUUAUUGUUGGAGCAGGUAAAUGGAUUCGAUCUAAUUAUUGCCAAAACAUCAGUUUUCUCAAAGACACAACUUAGCAGGUUUGUAGUUUCCACACAGGACACGUUAGGAUUACUGCUGAUGCUUUUAUUCUGAAAGUACCUGCAGCUGUUUUAAUAACAUGAACCUUUAAAUGUUCGGCUUCAAAAAAAUAAGAAGAAUUGAUUCAUUAAAAGCCGCCGAUCAGAUGUUUGGAUAAUAUCAGUGUUUAGCUGACAGCUUCGUAAAACUCUCAUUUAUGAUGCACAGUAUGUAACUAAAGCUGCUAAUAAGCUAUAAAAGACAUUUAAAGGUACUCUAACGUAGAAGUUUCUCUGAGUUUGUAUCUCUCAUCGGUCUAAUUUGUGGCCUCCAUCCGUUUCCCCGGGACACACAGAGCAUUCCUCUCGGUGGAGAUUUCAUCCUUGGUUUGAUGUUUGUGGGUGAGACUGGAGAUGUGUUUCCCUCUGAUGUUGGGUUCAGACUACGGGGGGGUCGGAUUAGACGGUUUUGCGUCACACUGGGUCAUUAGCAUGUCACGAACAUAAACAUAGCUGCUCGCUGUGUUUCACAACCUGAUAAAAGUGUCUGCACACGAGGACCGAGGGACCAACACAAACGUAACCAUGUGCCGUGGCGUGCACGGCAGAGCUCUCAGACCGCCAAGGUCGACUUAUCUGUGUUUCCGUCUGAAUCUGAAAACCCAUUAAAAACCAACGAGGCGACUCAGGGCGGAGUCUUAACGAGAUUAAUGACUGACGUGAGCAGAUCACUAUCCCAAAGUCAAACCGGACUCCAUGAUGUUCUCCCUACGAACAGCGUGAAGAAAAACGACCUCCUCGCCAAUUUAUCCCGUAAGAAGUUUAUGUCAGAUUUUGUCGUAAUUAUCCCAGGAAUUCUUCAGUUAUGGCCGUAACAGCGAGUUGGACCUUUAUCGCUAAAUUUAUUAAGCGUUAACAAUUCCCAUCCAAUCCUGCGUUAUCAUGUUCAUAAUAAUGAAACACAUGGACUACCUGAAAGAAUCCGCCUCCAGGCCUCACCUGUCGCCGCCUUUAUCGUUUUACAUGAGUGGCGCCUUCUUGGAGGUGAAACUCGGUGGGGUUCCCUCUGUGGAAGUGGAGGAGACGAGAUCCUCAGAGAAAGAGCUCCGCCUGGCUCGUCCGAGUGUUUCCCACUUCAUCCACAGUGUGGAAUCGUUGUGUGUGUCAUAAACCAUCAAAUCUUCAGCGCUUCGCGUCUCUGCGUUGGGGCUGAUGUCGCUCAUAUCGUGGAGUCUGAACCCAACACGGUGUCCUGACUGAGCGACGUGCAGUGCUGAGGUCACAAAUAGACCGAUUCCUGACAUGCAUGCUACUCUGUGUGUUUAGUGCACUAUGAUGCAGAUGUAUCCACUGUAUUAAAGCUGUUUAGCUCCUAUUUAUUCUGUUGGUGGACGUGUUCGUGUAAAAUAUUUGUUCUAUUAAAGUCAGCCAAACCACA